Colletotrichum orchidophilum is the source of this 906-nucleotide messenger RNA. Its product is annotated as nucleolus protein. The coding region runs from base 1 to 906 and encodes 301 amino acids. Lineage: Eukaryota; Fungi; Ascomycota; Sordariomycetes; Glomerellales; Glomerellaceae. Gene Ontology annotation, molecular function: rRNA (adenine) methyltransferase activity. The record is from RefSeq and is a predicted model, not a curated record. Gene Ontology annotation, cellular component: nucleolus. The transcript has a single exon.
AUGGGAAGAACCAAGUCUGCCAACAAGCUGUUGUCCAGUGGCCGCCCUCCUACUUUCAAAAAAGCAAAGUCAAUAUCUCGCAAGGAAACCAGAACUCUCAUCAACACUCACCACACUCUGCAGAAAAAGCGCCAACAAGCAUUGGCCCGAAAUGACGAGAAAGAGGCCGCAGCGGUUGCAGCUGAAAUCUCUGCACUCGGCGGGCUCGCGGAGUACCAGCGAGCCAGUCUCCAGGGCCAGAGGGUAGACCGCGGCGGGGACAGCUCAAGGGUCCUCCUGGACUGGUUGCGAUCAGCGCGCUUCCAGCCCUUGAAGUCCAAAGGCAGUCGGGGUGAGGGGAAGGACGAGGGCGGUGCGCAUCGCCGAUUGCGAAUGCUCGAGGUGGGCGCUCUCAGCACCGAUAACGCUUGCUCCAAGAGCGGCUUCUUCGAAAUGACUCUUAUCGACCUCAACAGCCAACGAGCGGGCAUCCUUCAGCAGGACUUCAUGGAACGUCCUCUACCAAUGGACGACUCGGAUCGGUUUGACAUCAUCUCACUCAGCUUGGUGGUCAAUUACGUGCCCGACCACUCUCUUCGCGGUGAGAUGCUUCUCCGCACGCUCUCAUUUCUCCGUCAGCCCGGAGACGAUCUACCGGAUACUACUCGCGCCAUAUUUCCCUCACUAUUUCUGGUCCUCCCCCGAAGCUGUGUAUCAAACUCGCGCUAUUUCUCCCAGAAUCGGCUGGCCGAGAUCAUGAUGGCCUUGGGUUACGUCCAGCUUGAGGCCAAGGUCACGAACAAGCUUGUCUAUUCAUUCUGGAAGAGGGCGAGUGCUCCUAGCAACCCAUUGCCUCCGUUUGUCAAGAAGGAGAUCAAUUCGGGUCUGAAUCGAAACAAUUUCACAAUCACGCUGAAGGGUUCAUGA